UCGGCGCAUAUGGUGACACAUACUCUUUUGUUGUGUCAUUUCUUAUCAGGAAGUUGUGAAAAUAGUUUGGAUGCCAUGUUGUUUAUGAUUAGGGUUUGGGUGAAGACCAUUUCAUGCAAGAUGGGAAACAUGCAAAUGCAUUAUGAUAAAGAACUUUGAAUCCCAUUUGUGAAGAGUGAUUUCUCUGAGGUAUCAAAAUGGCAUAUCGAGGGAAUCCAUCUCAUUACAAUCCGCUUCAAGAUGUAUUUCCAGAAGUGUUUAUUAUGGAUCACUUGACAAGGUUGAAGGCGAAUGCACAAAGCUUCGUGGACAACAAGAUGUACCCACAAGCCGUCAACAUGUACACUGAGAUCAUACAAUUCAUAGCCCAGGUACCUCAGCUCUGCCUGGAGGAGUUACCGAAGGCCCUCAGUAACCGGUCAUUGGUCCUAGCCAAGAUGGGAGACUAUGGAGGAGCAUAUCGGGAUGCCAACAGAUGCACGCUUGAUUUUCCUACUUGGCCAAAGGGGCACUGGAGAGCAGCAAUGGCUUUGAAAGGUUUAAAGGACAAUUACAACUCCCUCAGACCUCUCAUAGAAGGCUUCAACCUGGUGGUUGGACUGUAUCCUGAGGAUAGUGAAACGGUCAACUUUAUGGUAGAGACGGUCAACACAACAUGUUCACUGAAAGAUGACCCUGAAGGUUGGCUAAGUGCUCUGGAGGUGCCUUACAACUGUCCUCCCCUCAUCGCACGAGCCGUUCAACAGCUGGCUAAGGCCAAUCAGUGGGAAGGAACCAGUUUACUGGUGUUGGGGAUCCACUCCGGCCCUUCCAGCCCCUGGGAGGGGAUAGCCAAGCACAUCCCAACAACCAAUGUCAUGGUGGCUUUUUUGGUCAGAGUCAUGAGAAGAAACGUGAGAGAUCUAAAGAAGUGGGGUCAUAAGCUUCUGGUAGUGUUGUGUAAAAAUGGGGCGUCAAUUACGGACAUGGAGAAACAAUUGGAGACGCCUGCCAUACACACAGGACUACAAAUGGCCUUAGCUUCAGGCCAGGUAGAUUUUCUAAAGUACUUAUUUGAGAGUUACCUGAAGACAGCUGCAGAGAAGGACGCUAAGGACAGUGAUGGAACUACAGCCCUCCAUAAGCUGGUGGUGUGUGGCCAGAUCAACACGACCCUCGGGGAGACCAUCCUUCGACUUCUCCUAAAUAACAGCUGUAGCACCAAAGUCAAAGACAGGACAGGCAAGACACCCAUACAGUUCCUCAGCCCCAAGGACGCAGGCUAUGCCCUCAUACAGGCUGCAGAGAAGGUGGCAGUGGAGGAGUUGAGAAAGACUGUAAUUGAGUUAAAAGAUGCAGGCAACAAGGCUCACAAGAACGAAGGUUACCACAGCCAGGCCGUGGAGUAUUAUACCCAGGCGUACGCCAAAUGUGUUGGUUGUAAUGACCUCAAAAAUGAAGCGGCCAUUCUCCUCACCAACCGGUCCAAUGUCCUUAGUGUUCAGGGUAAACACUUUGAAGCCUUAGAUGACGCUGAGAAAGCUAUUGGGUAUGACAACACCUGGUAUAAGGGACACUGGAGGAAAGGUCAGGUUCUACGGGUACUGGGAGACUUUGUCCCCUCCUUCCUUGCUUUCCUCACAGGCUUCUCUGUGAGCAAGGACAUCACCAUGGAUCAAAGGCGAAGUUUCCUUGCAGAAGCUGUCAUAUCUUUAGCAUCAGAAAAAAACCAGGAAUAUUAUGACAAAAUGUCCAAUGCCAAGCUGCAGAGUUUCCGUGAUGCUGACUGGAGUUACGUGCUGGCCAGACUGUCGAAGGCCGGAGAAUGGAAGACAAUCCGUGACCUCGUCAUGGGCAGUGAAAGGACACUCACUAUGGCCAAGUCCAGAGGUUGGAAGUUUGAAAAUGGCCCUAAAGGAUUUGGAGUGGCACUAAAUGUGCCGACGACAGGGAUGACGUUUUGCACUAUCUUCCCCUUUGUUCAAAACCACUGCAAUGAGUACACCACCAGAUGGGUGACCAUUUUACUCAAAGUCCUGCUGGACAAUGGCGGUGGACUGCCCAACUUUCUCACCUUCAUCCAGGAUGAACAUGACACACCUUUACAUGCUGCGGUCAAGUACUCGCUCAUUACAGGACAAACCAUGCUGCUAGAAGAUGUACCACUGAUGCCUGUUGGCUCGUUAUUGUGUGAGAUGGAAGACAAGCGAGGCGACUCAGUCUUCCACAUCAUUACCAAGAACCCACAGACCAAGGACAUGGAUCACAUUCUCAAGGUCACCUGCCUUCUGUUGGACAAAGGGUUCUCCGUCAAGGUCAAGGACAGGAGUGGACGCACCCCCAUAGACUACAUCAAGCAUGGGGAGAAAGAAGCUCUGUUUGACCUGCUGCUCAAACAGUAUAGUAAAGAUAAAAAACCAACAGGGAAAUCUAAACAAAAGGCCACAGCUCGUGUAAGUCCACCAUUACAGGAAGUCCAGCUUGAUGACCCACAGAAGCUUCGAGAACUGGGGAACAAAGAAUACAGCAAUGGGAACUACUCAGCUGCACAGGAAUUGUACACACUGGCUAUCAAAGCCACGCCCCAGAUGGAGAGCAGUAGCCUGUGCAGGUUGUUUGGUAACCGGGCCGAGUGUUACCUCCGACUGGGUCAGUUCGAGAAAUCACUCAGUGAUGCUAUGGAAGGAGUGUCACACGACGGCCAUUGGUACAAGGCUCAUCUAAGGGUGGGCAAAGCCAUGGGAGCCAUGGGACGCAAUGAACAGGCUGUGAGAGCCCUUGUUAACUCGUUCUCCUCACUGUCUGCCCAGGAUCCCGAGACCAUACGACGGGAAGUCCUUGCAGAGCUGGCAAUUCAGUAUGCUAAACUGGAGAAAUUCAAAUAUAAUGAGAGGAUCUCUGGGCUGGAGAAUGUAACAUGUCAAGAUUGGGCUAGAGCAUCGUAUGAUCUGGUGUGUAGGAACCAAACCAAUGCCGCAUUAGUCGCCUUCAAACAGCUCAACAUCCUCUGCAAGGGGCAGGUACUGAAUUUCCAAAUAAGAGUUGACCUGCGACCUUUAUGUAACCUUGGUCGCCUAACAACAGAUGAGUGGAUACUUGAACUUGUUGAACUGCUGUUGACCUGUGAUAGUGACCACAACACGCUGUCUGUCCAGAGCGGUGACCGCUAUAUCCACGCCGUGGUUAAGAUGACACUAGCUGCAGGAGUGAUCAGUCUCCUCCCAUUCGUCUUACACAACUUUGCAAUGCCGAUUGAGGAACAAAACCUGCUGGAUAACCACGGUAACACUGCACUCCACAUUGCAACCCGUGAUUCACGUGCCUCUCCUCUCAUACGUCUGAAAGUAAUCAUGGAGUUGUUGGAUGCUAACAUCAGCACCUUGCAGAAAAACAAUGAUGGCCGGUUGGCAGUGGAGUAUGUGCACAAAGGGGAGGGUCAAAUGUUAGCUGUGCUUGUGGAGUAUAUGAAGGCAGAGGAGGCAAUGAACAGACAGAUGAAAAUGCAGCAAACCAUGAUGGUCAAUGCCCUUCAGCAGAAAGCACAACAGGAAAAGCUGGAGAAGAAGAGGCUGGAACAGCAAAAGCUUGAGCAACAGCAGAAGGAAAGACAGCAGAAGGAAAGACAGCAGAAGCUUGAACGUCAGGAGCGAGAGAGGCUACAAAAACAACAGCAGAAACAAGCCAAGCCCCCAGUCAUUCGUCCUGAGCUUGUCAGAUUUAACCCCUGUGAGGUGUGCGAACAGAACAUGGACGAGGCCAAAGAGCACCUGAGACUUAAACGUACGGGAAAGGCAUACAUCGGACUAGCUAAGGUCAUACGCAAGAAACACAAAAACAGCAACAGUAACCAACAUCGAGGACUGGUUGAUGAGGCCCUCACUCUGGUUACAAACAGUCUCCGUACAACCUUUAACCCUGAAAUACCAGAGAGUUUGGCAAAGAUUCCUGUGGAUUUUUACCAGAAGAUUAUUGAUGGUUUGGCCAAGGAAGAGAAAUGGAGGCAGGUUGACAUCAUGGUUCUAGAGAACCGGAAACAUCAUGGGGAUCUGUCUUUGAGGGAUUUUGCGAAGAACAUAAACAUUGCCCGAGUGAUACGUCACCCGUCUUUCGUCAAGCAAGACGACCUCCUUGCACAGCUUAUUGACAACAUGUUGGACAGCGGAGCAAUCAUGGAAAAUGAGGGGAAGAUGUGCAUGCUAGCUGCAAUCCAGGAAGAACAUUUCAAGUUGCUGUGUACACUGUUUGAAAGGGGAGCUAACCCGGUAUUCUUGUCCCUACAGCCAGGGGACACGCCCCUUCAUGCCUCCAUGUCAAUAGCCUUGGAGAGAGACAAAGGCAACUUCACAAUCCUCAAUAUUCUUUUGGAUAAAUUUAAAAGUGACCCGGAGAAGUUUGCAUUACUGGACCCUAACCAGCAAGAUGCCAAUGGUGAUUGCCUCUUUCACCUCGUGGCCAAGAUGAAGUACAACAGCACCACACAGAAAGCCACCGAGCUUUUGUGUGAAAAGAAGAUAUCUGCUCUGGUCUAUAAUAACGAGGGAAAGCUACCAAAGGAUUAUUUAAUCAACAAGAAGAACGACCGCAGACUGCAGUUCUUUCGACUGGCAUCUAUUGAGACAGAAACCAAACCGGCAACCAAGAAGCCAAAAAAAACGAGGCUGAAGAUGUCGGAGGAUGAUGUGCUUGAUGAAGAACAGGAUCUGUUACUAUACAGUAGGACAGAUGAAACGCAGGCUCGUGCCGCACCGGAAAAAGUCCCACGCAAAGAUAAGAAGUUGAUUUUUGCUAAGACUUCAACACAUCGUGAAACAGCCAAGAAGAAGAUAGAGGAAAUGAUCUUCAAUCUGCCAGACACUCCUUACUCUAUAUUCAACCCCAAAGUUCCCAGAAUGGAGGAAGGUUGGAGGUCACGAAGGUCAGGUGGAGGUCAGAAGGGAGCCAGAUCGCCAGACAAGAAAGAUGAUCUUAAGGUGGAGAAACUGGAUGGAACAGCCCAUCAGGCUGAUGCAACUGCUGCCGCACCCCCUCCGCAGGAAGAGCAGCAGGUGGAGGCCGUGACCAAUGGGGAGCUGGAAGCAGAAGAGGAUGAGGAAAAAGAAACCUAUGAGGUAGAUGUUCAGGCUUUUGACAAUCUGGAAUGGGAGGUGGAAUGUACGUCUGAUGUCUGGAGAACUCUCCGUGACAACCAUGUCCUUCCUGAACUGAAACGGCGCAUUGUCUGUAAAGUCCAGCACCUGGCCAGUGGGGAAUGGAGGAAAUCCCUUUGUAAACCAGUUACUGCCAGCAAAAUGCCCGAAGCACUGCGAAUUUUUGAGGCCAAACUGUCAAAGGGAGGCAGGAUACUGUGGGAACUAGCCAUUGCAUUUUCGCCACGGUUGAGUGAAUCUGCCGAACGCCGUUUGAAUGUUGAAGAAGAAGAAGGUGAAGAUCUUGCUGUGAGAGGAGGGAGGAUUUACUCCGAGGUGAUCAGAGUUUGGGACAUUGUGUUUGAUCAUGAUCAUAUUCACAGGUGUGUGGAACGUAUCAUCAAAUCACACAAUCGCGGUGAGGAGUGCAUCAUACAGAAAAAACUAAAAGGAGUGAAACAGACUCAGUUCCAGGAAGGAGCAGGUAAAACAAAGCUGAUUGUGGACUUUCCGUUCCGAGUGACUGACUUAGAGCAUGCCAUCAUUAAUCUAAAGUCACAGUCCCCAAUCCUACUACUGGGUCGGAGUGGAACAGGCAAGACAACCUGCUGUCUGUACAGACUGUGGACCCAGUUCCUAUCCUACUGGACUAAAGCAACAGAGGCUGAGGCCCCGCUCCUUCCCAGGAGUUCGGUCAACAGGACAACGGAGGAGGACGGAGAUGAAGAGGAUGAAGAUGAUAAUGAAGAUGAGGAAGAGGAGGAUGACCCCUUAGAGGAACUCCUCGGAGCGACAGUCGGGGCAGAUGGCAAAGUAGUAGAGGAAAAUGGAGAAGAAGAGGAAGGACAGAUCUACGACCAUCUCCAUCAGAUCUUUAUCACAAAGAAUGCUGUGUUGUGUAAUGAGGUGCAAAAGAACUUUCGAGAGCUGAGCCAUGCCUGCGCCAUAGCAAAGAACCAAGUGGAGACGGAGGACCAGGUGUUGCCCCCACGUCUACAGGACAUUGGUGAUUACCACUUCCCUCUCUUCAUUACCUCCAAACAGCUGUUGCUGAUGCUGGACGCAUCUCUAGGACAACCCUAUUUUUUUGAGCGAGGAGAGGAUGGUGGACUGAAGGUUGAUGUUCAGGGCUGGACCGAUGGCGAGGGCUUGCUCAGCAUCCUUCCUCUCCUGGCCGAGGAAUCUGAUGACGAGGACGAUGAUGAAGGACAGUUCGAUGAUUUAGAGGAUGAUGAUGACAGACAACAAGCUGCUAAAAGCAAAGUGAAAGUUGACCCUCGAAGAGAGGUUACUUACGAUGUCUUCAGCGAGGAAAUCUGGCCAAAGAUUUGCAAGAAGUUUGGAGGAAAAUACCAUCCUUCACUGGUGUGGACAGAAAUCAUGUCCUUUAUCAAAGGGUCAUUUGAAGCCCUGUCAAAACCCUCUGGAAUUUUAGGGAAGGAAGAGUACUUCGAACUCGGGAAGAAGCGAGCUCCCAAUUUUACUGGCAGACGUACAGACAUGUACGAUCUCUUCAAGAAAUAUGACCAUUUCAAGAAGCAGAAAUUCCUGUUUGAUGAGACAGACUUGGUUCGGUCGGUGUACAACCGCCUAAAGCAGGAGACCGAUAUCUCUUGGGUAAUCCAUCAGGUGUUCGUAGAUGAAACCCAGGACUUUACACAAGCAGAGCUCUGUCUCCUCCUCCGAAUCUGUCAAGAUCCAAACCAGAUGUUCCUCACUGGUGACACAGCUCAGAGCAUCAUGCGUGGGAUAGCUUUCCGCUUCAAUGAUCUCAAGUCUAUUUUCUUCUAUGCUAAACAGUCACUACAGGCUCACGGCAAGGUAUCAAAUAUCGAAGUCCCAAAGCGAGUGCACCAGCUAACUCAUAAUUAUAGAUCUCAUGCAGGCAUUCUGUUUCUAGCCUCUAGUAUCCUUGACCUCAUGGUCCGUUUCUUCCCAGAGUCUUUUGACCGGCUACAGAAGGACCAGGGCCUGUUUAACGGUCCACGUCCAGUAUUGUUAGAGUCCUGUAGCUUCAGUGACCUUGCCAUGCUAUUGCGGGGCAGUCGACGCAAGACGUCGCACAUCGAGUUUGGGGCACACCAAGCAAUACUGGUUGUUGAUGAAGCAGCAAGGGAUAACAUCCCAGAGGAGUUACAGCUAGGACUUAUUCUGACCGUCUAUGAAGCCAAAGGACUUGAGUUUGAUGACAUUCUGCUCUACAACUUCUUCAAAGACUCGCAGGCAAACAAGGAAUGGAGGGUUGUCACAGAGUAUUUGGAAGAGCUGGCUAUCGGAACUAAAGGAGCAAAGGGAGACAACUCCCCAUCACACCAGGAAAGUCUUGUACAGAUUGACGCAGAUGUACUACAGCAGACCAACCGACCUAGGGCCCUGAAGUUUGAUAACAGUCUACACAAAGUACUCAACUCCGAGCUUAAACACCUGUACACAGCGGUGACUCGUGCUCGCGUCAAUGUGUGGAUCUUUGACGAGGACCAGGACAAGCGGGCGCCCAUGUUUGAAUACUUCAAGGCUCGCAAGCUAGUCAAGAUCCUCAACAGCACAGAUGUAGAUGAAGAGAGCACAGAUACCAUUGGUGGUAUGUUUGCGGAGGAAUCCAGUCCAGAAGACUGGAUUAAACGAGGUGAAGACUUCAUGAAGCAUGCUUUGUAUGAGGUUGCGGCAAAGUGCUUCAUUUCGGGAGGAGAUCGGCAAUUACAUAAAGUGGCCCUGGCUCAUCAACAAGCAUUAAAGGCCUCCCGCACAAAGGACAGUCGCCAGCGCAUGCAAGAUGAGUUUCUGUUCGCUGCGGAGAUGUUCCUAGACUGCUCUCUACCCUCACAGGCAGGCAAGUGUCUACAGAACGCUCGGGAGAGGGAGCUGGUUGCCCAUCUGUUCGAGAAGAUUGGCUUUCUUGAGAAAGCGGGGGAAACCUACCGGAAGAUAAAACGGCCAAUUGAAGGCAGUCGCUGUUAUGAACAGCUUGGACAUUUCAACCUGGCGAUCGACACUCUGUGUGAGAACGAGUACUAUGAUAUGGCUAUAGACACGCUCUGGAGAUACAACAAACUGCUAGAGAGCCUGGGAUCUAAAGAUGAAGCUGUACCUGCUGUGUUAUUGGACCAUGCACCAGAUACACUGCGUACACGAGAACGUCUUAGUCACAUGGCUGCUGAGUUUCAUUACCGGAACGGUAACGAAGUUCGCAUGUUGGUGAACCUGGAGCGCCUGGAACACCUGAGUGACCGUAUAAACUUCCUCAAAAACAAGGGCUACUUUGACCAGGCAGGCACACUUCUCCAAAAGGAAGGUUGGUAUUCAAUUAUUAGCUCACAUGGCCCAAAGGGACAACUGCGUGAAGACCGUACUAUGGACUACGGCCUAGCUGAGAGGCUGCUUGUUUUGUGCAUGACAAUUCUGUGUAACAUGGGCAAGGCUUUGUUUGCCAACAAGGAAGCUGACCUAAUGCAGCAGCUGUGUCUGAUUGCUCUCCCGGAAGAUUGUCCCAAACGCCUGCUGAAGGCUGUGCGUGCAGUGCAGGAGGCAGAAGGACUAUCGGACAUCGCAGCAGCGCUGAAAGAACUUCUUCACGACCGAGAUCAGGAACAUGUUUGUCUUUGUCAUUGGUCAUCCUCAGACCGAUAUGGAUUCAAAUCAACUACUCUUGACAAACUGGCCUUUCUACCAUCAAAGUUUUUUGAUCCAAAUACCAAGAAAAAGAUGACAAAUCCAGGACAAGGCCGACUGGCCACAGAAGAAGAUGAGGAUGUUGUGGCUAACUCUCUAGCGGAACUGGACACAGAUAUGGCCAUGGAAGAGAAGUUUAAGUGGGAGAGUGAACAGAAAACAUUUCAAGAGAACCGGAGAAAGGAGAAUGCAGCUUGGAUCAUAACCAGGUUCUUCGAGAAAAUCCGCUUUCGUUUUCAGUGCUCUAUUCUUCAUUGUCUUGUAGAGGAGGAACUACAGAAAGAGCAGACUGAAAAACGCCUGAAGAAGUUCCAGCAAUUUGGCAUUGAUGACAGGGCCUGUACCAUCUGUAAUGUCAUAUUUGAUAAACCGUCUGGCAACCUGAUAGAGGGUCAAAGCUAUGCAACCAGUCUUGCUGAUUCGAACCCUAGCCCAGAACGAGCAGAAAGGAUCAUUAGCGUGCUAUGCGGGUCAGACAUCAGAAUGAAUCUGAUCCGGGUUUUGUUCAAGCUGCGUGAAGACCGUACUACGGACUACGGCCUAGCUGAGAGGCUGCUUGUUUUGUGCAUGACAAUUCUGUGUAACAUGGGCAAGGCUUUGUUUGCCAACAAGGAAGCCGACCUGAUGCAGCAGCUGUGUCUGAUUGCUCUCCCGGAAGAUUGUCCCAAACGCCUGCUGAAGGCAGUGCGUGCAGUGCAGGAGGCAGAAGGAAUAUCGGACAUCGCAGCAGCGCUGAAAGAACUUCUUCACGACCGAGAUCAGGAACAUGUUUGUCUUUGUCAUUGGUCAUCCUCAGACCGAUGUGGAGUCAAAUCAACUCCUCUUGACAAACUGGCCUUUCUACCAUCAAAGUUUUUUGAUCCAAAUACCAAGAAAAAGAUGACAAAUCCAGGACAAGGCCGACUGGCCACAGAAGAAGAUGAGGAUGUUGUGGCUAACUCUCUAGCGGAACUGGACACAGAUAUGACCAUGGAAGAGAAGUUUAAGUGGGAGAGUGAACAGAAAACAUUUCAAGAGAACCUGAGAAAGGAGAAUGCAGCUUGGAUCAUAACCAGGUUCUUCAAGAAAAUCCGCUUUCGUUUUCAGUGCUCUAUUCUUCAUUGUCUUGUAGAGGAAGAACUACAGAAAGAGCAGACUGAAAAACGCCUGAAGAAGUUCCAGCAAUUUGGCAUUGAUGACAGAUCAAAGGACAAAGCAGCUGAGAGCUCAAAGGCCAGGAACAGUCAGGCAGGCCGUGGUGAGGAUUGGGAUGAGGAGAUCCAGCAGCUAGAGGAUGUUGUCCAGGAACCUGUCCGACAGAGGGAGAAAAAGGGAAAGGGGAGAGGCAAAGGCAGGGGCAGAGCAAGACAUAGGCAGCAAGAGGA
Molecule: messenger RNA, 10138 nt
Organism: Mizuhopecten yessoensis (Yesso scallop)
Lineage: Eukaryota; Metazoa; Mollusca; Bivalvia; Pectinida; Pectinidae
Product: TPR and ankyrin repeat-containing protein 1-like
Exons: 36
Molecular function (GO): protein binding; ATP binding
Source: RefSeq, a predicted model, not a curated record